This is a messenger RNA of Radiomyces spectabilis, 1482 nucleotides long. RefSeq lists its product as uncharacterized. Bases 1 to 1482 code for a protein of 493 amino acids. Gene Ontology annotation, cellular component: nucleus. The record is from RefSeq and is a predicted model, not a curated record. The transcript is spliced from 2 exons. NCBI's taxonomy places the organism in Eukaryota, Fungi, Mucoromycota, Mucoromycetes, Mucorales, Radiomycetaceae. Gene Ontology annotation, molecular function: RNA polymerase II cis-regulatory region sequence-specific DNA binding; DNA-binding transcription factor activity, RNA polymerase II-specific. Gene Ontology annotation, biological process: regulation of transcription by RNA polymerase II.
AUGUCUUAUUCAGAGGCCUUUUGUAAUGAGGCACAAGCUUGCUCAGCUUUAUGUCAACAACAACAACAACAACAACAACUAAAUCAUCAACUAAUACGACCACCACCAGUAUUGCAACAACACCAACACCAACAGCCACCACAACCCAUCUCCGUCCCUGUCUCUGUUUUGGAUUCAACGGUCACGAUGGAAAGUGCGUGUUCAUCGUAUUUAUCGACACCCACAUCAGAAGAUUGGCAGUCGGUCUAUGCGACCGUGUCGUGUCCCAUUUCACCUUGUUUACCUAUGCCUUCUUCUUCUUCUUCUUCCACUCUUGUAAAGUACGAACCUGGAACAUGCUGUAACUGUCAGAUCAUGCCUUGCAUGGAAACACUGGCCUCCAGUCCAAGACCAGGACCCCAUUCAGGUCACUCUUCAGUAGCCGUUGUAGGACCUCCGCCACCACCACUUCAAUCGUCACCGCCUCCAACCACCGCCUCCUCCACAUCCGUGACCGACUUUACUCCUACCUUUUACAAUCCUUUCGAAAUCAAACAUCGACGACGUACGUCGCGCGAUCAAUUCAAAGUAUUGGAAAAAACAUUUUUGGACAAUCCCAAGCCAAAUGCCACUGUACGACGAUGGCUGGCCCAAAAAUUGUCAAUGACGCCACGUGGGGUACAGGUCUGGUUCCAGAACCGACGGGCCAAAGCAAAAACACAACGGCAACAACAGCAGAACCAGCAACCACCACCGCACUCAAAGCCACGUUCACCAAUGAUGCUCGCGCCCAAGUCGGGGAUGCAUUCACCUCAAUCGAUUGGUUCCAUGGUGUCCGAUCAUACGAAAAUCGGAUCAUCCACCGAUAAGGAUCAGACGGAUCCGACGCACCAAUCUCUGGUCUCCGUGAAUGUGGGGAAUGACAGUGCAAGUCAGCUGGAAAAUGCAAUUCAGGGACUCCAAACGCCACAAACUCCCCAUCAUCCUUUCCUAUUGGCUCAUCACGCUACUCAGAGUUUGGACACUGUGGUACGGUUGGAUGAUCAGCAUUCGUUGCCGUCCAAUCAACCGCCCACCAUGUGGUUCUCCGAGCCUGGGGUACAGGUCUUGGAAAGCUAUGAUUCACGCGGUUGGGAAAAUGGAACAGGGCUGGCUUCGACGGGGAUGUUGGGGCCUGCAUGGUCGUGGAUGAAUAGCCGACCGUAUUACAAUGUGGAGGAUUGGAUCCAAACCCUACCUUGCCAAGUAAAACAAGGUGACACAGCAUAUCCAAUGCCGGAUCCGACCCCGAACCUGAUCUCAGUUCCCAACUAUAUCAUGACGAACGUGGAAGAACGACGUCGGGCCAAUUCUGCAACGUUACCGAUCAACAUGAUUCCCCAGUAUGAGCAGACCAUGCGACGAUUGUCGGAGCCAAUUUAUUGUCAAGAUUACUAUGAGGAUGCUCGAUUGAUAGAACGGCAGAACAACCAUUGGAUGGCGGCUGCCAUGCCCAAACUUUAA